This is a messenger RNA of Purpureocillium takamizusanense, 2225 nucleotides long. Its product is annotated as UDP-sugar diphosphatase. The record is from RefSeq and is a predicted model, not a curated record. NCBI's taxonomy places the organism in Eukaryota, Fungi, Ascomycota, Sordariomycetes, Hypocreales, Ophiocordycipitaceae. Bases 415 to 2055 code for a protein of 546 amino acids. Gene Ontology annotation, molecular function: heme binding; hydrolase activity; peroxidase activity. The transcript has 3 exons. Gene Ontology annotation, biological process: nucleotide catabolic process; response to oxidative stress.
CUGCUUGCUGACUGAUGGGCGCCGCCGAUGAGGGAGAAUGCGGCCAAAGCAUCUCUACUAGCGAGCAUCAAACUCUGAAUUCCCAAUAGUCGCAGUUCACGGGAUACCAACCCUUGCCGCCGCCCUGCGACGUGCAUGUCCCGUCAGCAUUUCUGGGCCGCACCCGCAGAAUUGCAACCAUGGCUCUCACAGAACUGGCAUUCUUGCACUUCAACGACGUGUAUCACAUUUCCAAGCAAGCGAGGAUCGCCCGGUUCCUGACGCAGUUGCAAUGGUAUCGCAAGAAGCACGCGCAUCUGGCCCCUUACACCAUUUUCAGCGGUGAUGUGUUUUCACCCUCUCUCGAGGCAUCGAUCCUUCAGGGUGCCCAUAUGGUCCCUCUUCUGAGAGAACUCAAGAUCGACCUUGCGUGCUAUGGGAAUCAUGGUACGAGACAUGUCCCUCGCCACUGGCCGAACAUGCCCUAACAAGAUUGGGGAUCUAGACUUUGACUUUGGCGAGCAGAGGCUCUCUGAGCUUACCGCGGAGACGAACUUUCCCUGGCUGCUGUCCAACGCGUUUCGACGCAGUAGUAGCACCACGUCCGACCUCUAUAACGGCACAGAGCGAGGGCAUGCCGACGGCCGUCUGCUCGCAGGCGCUGUCAGGUACCACACGGCCGUCCUUCAAGGAUUCAAGGUGGGCUUCUUUGGCCUCGCCGGCACCGACUGGCCUUCAAACUGUCGUGAGCUCCCCCACUGUACGAUCGCGUCCCCUGUCGACGUCUCCCGGGCAUGCGCCCGCCACCUGCGCCAGAGUGCGAAAUGCGACCUUGUUGUAGCCCUCACGCACAUGCGACUGGCCGAGGACAUCGAAGUGUCCGAGGCGCUGCGAGCCGGACCCCCGCAGGAGCGCGUCGACUUGUUGCUGGGCGGCCACGAUCACGAGCUGCUGCGGCGAUAUGGCGGCGAGGUUUCUGCUCAAAGCAAGAAUCCAAUGGUCAUCGACUGCAGCCAUGCUGCGCGGCACGACUCCAAAGAUCCCGUAGGCGAGGUCCCACAGGCACGUGGCGACAUCAGGAUCGUCAAGAGUGGCACCGACUGGCACUCCCUCUCCUUCGUGCGAAUGUACGUCGGCCGCACAGCCGGUGGUGUGGCGACGCUCGAGUCCGUCGCCGUUGAGCAGAUUCUGGACCUGUCAGCCGUCCCAAUGGACCCCGUUGUUCUAUCAGACAACGAAGCGCGCGUACGAGCCUGUUUGCGGGGCGUCAAUGAUCGUAUUGAUGAGCUUGGUGCAGACCCCUUGGUACAUACCACUGUUGAUCUAGAGGGCACUGGCACCAUCAUCCGCUCUUCGGAGUCGAACUUGGGCAACAUGCUGGCCGACAUUGUGCGCGCAUAUUAUCUGGUCGACAUUGCUCUUGUCAAUAGCGGCAGCAUUCGAUGCGGCAAAGUCAUCCGUGCCACAAUUUCUGAUGCGCAGUCGGCUGGAUCCGGCAAACCACCUUUGACAGUACGGGACUUGAUAGAGAUUCUUCCCUUUGACAACGCUCUCAUGGUCAAGCGUGUCACCAGUGAAGCUCUGCUGGAGGCACUGGAGAACUCAUUCUCCGAUGCCCACACAGAUGGACGAUUCUUCCAGUAUGCCGGCCUGACCGUCGUCGCUGACUGGACUCAGCCAGAAGGCAGUCGUGUUCUGGAAGCAUGGUUCUGCCCAGACAAGAGCAGACCAGAGACUCGCACACGUAUUUGUCGAGGAGACGGUCGCAGCUUCACGACUGCCAUGAUUGCUUUUAUUGCCGAAGGCUUCGACGGCUAUACCUGCUUCAAGGAUCAAGAAACCCUGGUCACCGAAGAAGGUGCCAUCACCGACACACAGCUGCUGCUGCGCACACUCGGUUAUGGGCAUCACGAAGAGGGCGAACAACAUGACGAGGCCGUGGACGAGGACGAAGCCCGUUUUAGGCGUGCGCGUGAGGUUAUCGUGACGAGCUGGGACAGGUUUGGCCUGCCGGUGGUAUCACCAGUCGUUGAAGGGCGCAUCACUAUAAGAGGGGAUCGUUCAACGUUCACGUAAGUUGUUGGGUCAGUUUUUUACAUUAUAGAGCCGAAGCUGAACUUCAAAGCCACAAACUGUAGAGCUUUUGAUCCCCACGCACGUACAAUUUUGCCAUAGAGGGUUGAAGAAAUAGAUUCCCCGCUAUGUAGUAGUGCAUAUCAAUGAAAAUAACGGAGCGUAUGAGCCAG